Messenger RNA from Vitis riparia (riverbank grape), 1509 nucleotides. Its product is annotated as EPIDERMAL PATTERNING FACTOR-like protein 6. Gene Ontology annotation, biological process: guard cell differentiation; stomatal complex development. NCBI's taxonomy places the organism in Eukaryota, Viridiplantae, Streptophyta, Magnoliopsida, Vitales, Vitaceae. The record is from RefSeq and is a predicted model, not a curated record. The transcript is spliced from 3 exons. Bases 861 to 1295 code for a protein of 144 amino acids.
AAAAAAUAGGUGAAAAGCCACGGCGUUGAAUCAGUCAUCUAUCCUUACAUGCAUGCCUACCAAGGACCAUCACUGUGGAGCUUGCAUUUCCAUAUAUUUUCCUGGGAAAAUCCAGACUCUCUCCUCUCUCCUCUCCUCUUCUACCCACAGGCCACAAAGCACGGUUGUGAUCAGAACUGGGUCCAGAUCCUCCAAUCACAAACCGACACUUUGAUGGUAAAGACUAAAGAAGGUGGACGUUGUUAAAAGCUCCACGGUGGUGAAAGGGAGUGGCGGUUGGAGGUCUGAACUGCUCCAACCCACUACAGAUGCGUUUUGCUGAAAAUCAACAAGCCAUAAGGCGUUCGAUUUGGGGUUAAAAAAAUAAAAUUUUCUUUUUUUUUUCCUUUUUGUUUUUGGGUUGUGGUGGUGGUGGUGGUGGUGGUAGGUGGGGGUGGCUCUGCUUUCUGGGUUUGGGAAUCGUUGAAAACAGAGGCUAAAGGCUGCAGAAGAAUCCGAGAAACCAAACAUGGUAAAGCAUAGGAAGCGACGAUCCGCAUAGAUUCAAUCACAAACACACAUACUCUUUCUCUCUCUCUCUCUCUCUCUCUCUGCAACACUCUAGUCUGAGAAGCCGUACCAUUAACCCACCUUUUUCUCCCACCACCACAACCACCCCCACCCAGAAACGAACAGAGAGAGGAAAAGGGUGUCGCCAUGGGUUGAGUUUGAGGCGUUUUAGGCUGACAUAAUUGCAUGGGACGUGGGAAAUCUACUCGAAAGUUGCGAUCUUCAGAGGAGAAACAAAGAGAGAGUCAAAGAUAAAUACACUGAGGUUUCAGUUUCAGCUUCAGAAACUGAUUAAUCUUCGUUAUCAGUUCAUGGAGUUGAAGAAUUCUACAGCACUCAGGUUUAUGCACAGACCCCAUCUCAUUUACCUCACCAUCUCCAUCUUCUUCCUCUCCAUUUGUGCUCUGCUCACUUCUAUCAGCAGUACCAGAACUGCCUGCUUCGAUAUCAAGUGUUCGUUGAAUGCUGACGGUGAUCUGUAUUUUCAGCGUACCCUUAUCGACAAGACACUAAAUAAUAGCGAGCAGAAGAGAACAAUUCAAACCAAUAGAGGCGUUCCUUUCAGCCUGGCACGGAGGUAUUUGAGCGGGCCCGGCUCAUCGCCACCCCGUUGCACGUCAAAGUGCGGGAAAUGCACACCAUGUAAGCCGGUGCACGUGGCGGUGCCGCCGGGGACGCCAGUGACGACAGAGUAUUACCCAGAAGCAUGGAGGUGCAAAUGUGGGAACAAGCUCUAUAUGCCUUAGAAUGAAUAAUGCUGUUGAGAAGUAACUCAAGUUAGUAGGUUAUGUGGGUGAUGGUGAUUUUGAAGAAGCUAAUGCGAUUAUGUCCAUAUUUUAAUGGGCGUGAAGAGAAUAGAAGUAUAGGGCUUUAAUUUUAUGUAAAGGACCAUAUGUUAAAUACUUUAUUGUAAUUAAGGUGUGACAAAAUCUUAUUUACAAGGGUUGUUUUUAUUUAUUA